AUGGAAAAUAUUAUAACGCAAGUACCUCAAAAUGGUGCCGUUCCUAAUGGAUUUAUUAAUCAAUCAGGUUUAGAGCAGGAAGACCUUUCCAAUUAUGAUAAUGGGAAUUCCCUAGUUCACUUGAAUAUUCAAGAAAAUCAUUACUUCUUGACAAGGGAUCAGCUUAUGACCCUUCCUGAAUCCUUACUAUUAUGCCUUUUCCCCUCAGGUGUAUUUCUUGAUAGGGCCGACCAAGUGAUAACAAAUCUUACAGCAGAAGACGAAGUAUUCAUUACCAAUUUCCCAGCAACAUGUUUUGAAUACAUAAUGGAAUUUUACAUGAAGGCUAAUGAUGAUUUACUUAAUUUUCCCGUUCUUGAACAAUUUCCAUCAAUAAGGAAUGCUAAUAAUCAUACUCGAUAUCAACACCCACAGACACAACAGCAAUUUGAGCAAGAUGCUAUAUUACACGAAAACCCAUCUAUAAUUGUGCUUCGAGAAGAUUUAGAUUACUAUUGUGUUCCGCAAUUGGAGUUUGAAUUUGAACCUUUACCAGAAGGUAGGCCUCCGCUGGAUCAAUAUAUGAAAGACGAUUUAUUACAGCAUUGUAUGUCACAACUUAAAGUAGCUGCGGGCAGUUAUCUUUUAAAUCAAACAUCAAUUUUCCAAGGAUUAUACUUAUCCAACAAGAUACAUCAACAUGAAGUCAGCCAAGUACCAUUACAUGGAUCUGGGAAGUCUUCCACUUUGGGUCCUGCUGAACAGCAUUUAAUGGAUAUGCUUUGUUCUUCUGGGUUUCUUCCGGAAUCCCAGUGGGGUAAUAGAACACAAGAAUUUGGUAAGACUAUAAUUAGUUCCUUAUCAUUAUGUCGACUUUAUAAUGAAAGUACAGAAGAUUUUAGAAAUGCGGUUACAAGGGAGAUGAAAAAUUGGAAAAAGAAUAAAGAUUCCAAUGAUGGUACUAAGAGAUUUUCCAUGCCAAUAAUGGAAGAUGGUAAUUCUGGUAGAAAUAUUGACGAUAACGUUAGAAAUUCAGUUAUGAUUGCCGAUGAUAUCAACAUUAAUUCGAUGCCUGAUGAUGUAUACAAGUUAGUUCCCAAACCAACAAUUAACAACAAAUUGUUAUUGUUUUGGAGGAAACCUGCUAGGAAAAGUUGGUGGAGUGCGGAAAAUGUUGAAUUGGAAGUGGAAAUAUAUGGUAGCAUAGUUAAUGUGAAUGGAGUCAAUAAGGUUGUAUUAAGAGUACCUCAGGAGAAUGCUAAUGCUAAUGAUAAUGAGUUUGUAACGAAUACGGUCAAGAUACCGAUUAAACUUCAUAUAAGAAGAGUAUGGACUUUAGAAUUAAGUGUUGUGGGUAUACAGUAA
Messenger RNA from Naumovozyma castellii, 1344 nucleotides. RefSeq lists its product as uncharacterized. The record is from RefSeq and is a predicted model, not a curated record. The transcript has a single exon. Bases 1 to 1344 code for a protein of 447 amino acids. Lineage: Eukaryota; Fungi; Ascomycota; Saccharomycetes; Saccharomycetales; Saccharomycetaceae.